Botrytis cinerea B05.10 is the source of this 2926-nucleotide messenger RNA. It is a transcript of the gene BcPIO4, whose product is annotated as BcPIO4. Bases 242 to 2926 code for a protein of 894 amino acids. NCBI's taxonomy places the organism in Eukaryota, Fungi, Ascomycota, Leotiomycetes, Helotiales, Sclerotiniaceae. The transcript is spliced from 2 exons. The record is from RefSeq and is a predicted model, not a curated record.
UACCUUGAUUUAGCUUGUCAAAUACUUGUCAAAGAUGUUUUUCGACCAAGUACCAUGAUACAAAUACUUCGCUCUCGCCAUACUCCUUUUGACUCAUUUCCCAUAUACUAUUUACUUCUUGCUUAAGAUACCCCUUAGUUCUCAAACUUAAUUAUCGCACUUUUACGUACACCAACAACCAGUUAACUUAACUACAUACAUAUCACCCAUCAAAUAUACUACAAUCUUCAAAUUCGCAAUCAUGGACAAGAUCAAGGCACUCCUCCACGGCACUACUCCUGAACACGAGAAGGAAGUGAAGGAAGAGAAGAAGGCCGAGAAGAUUGAGCAGAAAGAGGAGAAGAAGGCUGAAAAGCAUGGAGCUGCUCACUCGAACGCUGGCGAAGGAAGCCAUCUCGCAAAGGGCCCCCACUCGGAAACCAACCCACCCGCAGUCACCGAUGCCAGCCAUACAUCCCAUACCACCCACGCAAAUCCCACAACAGCAGGUAUAAGCCAUGCAUCAGGAGGGCUUGCUCAAGACAAUGUUACUCACAGACCUAAAGAUUCUGAAUUUGGUUCAACCGCUACUGGAUCAAAUACACAUGCUCAUGGCAUCGAUUCUGCAGCUCGCACACAUGAAGCCGGGCUCACAGGACACAACACUAGAGAUCCCCUUUCAUCACACAAUGCUGGUGUUCCAUCAAACACUACUUCUGGCUUGGGUGGUGUCACUAGCAUUCCUUCAGGAAAUGGAUUAAACACUCAUGGUAGAGAUAACAUCGGCAGUCACGGAAAUUCCCACCUUGGAAGAGAUGCAGCCGUUGGAAGUGGAGCAGUUGGUGCUGCAGGAUUAGCUGAACAUGAACAUCGAAAGCAUGAAAAUACUAGUCUUGGAUCCCAUCCAACUCAUGGUCAUGCUGAGGGUUCUCACGGAACACACAACUCUGCUGCAUUGAAUGCCGCUGACCCAAGAGUUGAUUCAGAUUUGGAUGGAAACCGUCUUCCAAACAAGACUUCAUCUGGUUACGGUACUAAAGAUGCUUACGGCACAACCACAACUGGUUCCUCGGGGCAUCACUUGGGUCGUGACGCUGCCGCAAUCGGCACAGCAGGAGCUGUUGGAGAGGGCAUUCACCAUCAUAACAACCAACACAAUCAAGGUGGUAUUCGAGAAACUACUGGGCCUCACACCACGGAGACUGCAAAUCGUCUGGAUCCCCACGUGAGCGGUUCCGGAGUUCCUACCGAAGAUGCUCACACUCAUCACGGACACGGUUCCCACUCCAGAGGUCUAGUUGAAGGUGGUGGGGCUGAGGAGGCUGACGGUGUUCAUGGUAGCAAGGGUACUUCUGCUGCUGCUGGUGUAGUUCCAGUCGGAGCUUACGAAGCUGGCCAUGGACAUAACACCACUGCCGGGCCACACUCGUCCAACUUGGCCAAUAAAACAGACCCACGAGUUGACAGUGAUCUCUCAAAGCAACACGACCAUCAUUAUGGACGUGAUGCGGCUGUAGCUGGAGCUGUUGGUGGAGCUGCAUAUGAAGCCAACAAGCAUCAUCACAAUUCCGCUAAUACUACUGCUGGUCCUCACUCUUCAAAUCUCGAGAAUAAGGUUGAUCCUCGAGUUGAUAGCGAUCUCUCAAAGCAACAUGACCAUCACUAUGGACGGGAUGCUGCUCUUGCUGGUGGAGCCGGAACUGCCGCAUACGGGGCUGAUAAACAUCACCACAAUACCGGAAACGCUACAGCUGGCCCCCAUUCCUCAAAUCUUGAGAACAAGGUGGACCCAAGGGUCGAUAGUGAUCGCUCUAAGGAAGGUCACCACUACGGCAGAGAUGCCGCCCUUGCAGGAGGCGCUGCGGGAACAGCUUAUGAAGCCAACAAGCAUCACAACUCUCACGGUCUUGACCAAAAGCCUGUGGGCAAAGACCUUGGAGAUAAGCUCCACGGUGUUGAGAGAAACCGUGGUGUCAACGGACCUACCGGAUUUCCCCAUGAGAGUGGUCACUCAACAUCAGCUGGUCCAGUAGGAUCUGGUGUUCCAGGAGCUCCUCGCGGAAACGUCCAAGUCUCUGACAACACUCACGGCCAUAACUCAAACAUCGAGCCUCCACUUCAUAACUCCACUGGCCCUGAUCAUAUCUUCAGUGCUCCAGUCAUGGAUGAUCCAGCAGCCAAUGCUGCCCUUCGAGAGGGAAAGAUUGACCAACAUGAACAUCGUCCUGGUGAUGAAGGAGUUAGAGGAGUUGGACGUGAUCACGGUGAAGAUCACAGCUUCUCCACAGGUGGCGGACAUGAACACAGCAAGAGUAGAGAAUUAGAUAAUGAAAUUAACUCUGCUCCAUUGGGCAACACUUCAGGUUCCGGUUUGAAGCACGAUAAUCUAGCUGGUCACAACACCGCAUCUGCUGGUACCACAGGCUUGAGCCACGGCUCUGGGCUCACCGGCCACAACACCACAUCUACCGGUACUACUGGCUUGAACCACGGCUCUGGGCUCACUGGCCACAACACCACAUCUACCGGUACCACCGGUACUACUGGCUUGAGCCAUGACUCUGGACUUACUGGCCACAACACCACAUCUACUGGUUUGAACCAUGGUUCUGGGCUCACCGGCCACAACACCACAUCCACUGGUACUACUGGCUUGAGCCAUGGUUCUGGUCUUCACGGAUCCGGUUUGACUGGUUACAACACCGGUGCUUCGGGUAACAAUGUUACUGGUUUGAAGCAUGAUGUCGGUUUGACUGGAAACAACACUUCCACCGGUACCCCAGGCUUGAGCCACGGUUCAGGUCUCACUGGACAUAACACAACCUCUUCUGGUCUCACCCAUGGUUCUGGCUUGACCGGAUCAACUGGUACCCAUGGUCUUUCGGGCGAAAACAGAUUGGGAGAGACUUCUGAGUUUGGAAACACCACCAACAAUCGAGUUUUGUAA